AAUGGCGACGUGACUGACAGCGAGAAGGUUUAUCUGUCACAGACACAGUAUAUUUGCCCUGUUUGCGGGGAAUGUUUUAAUGGGAGCUCCUGCCUCGUGGAGCACCAGAGGGUUCACAAGGAGGAGAAGCUGCGACCCUGCCCUGUCUGUGGGAAAGGUUACAACCAGGAAGCUGACUUGGUGGCCCACAUGCAGAGUCACACGGACGAGAAGCCCUUCUCUUGCCUCGAGUGCGGGAGGAGCUUCCUCUUCAGCUCAGACCUGGUGGCCCAUCAAAAGGUCCAUACUGGGGAGAAACCUUACAUCUGUCUGGAGUGCGGGAAGGGCUUCUCCCAGAGUUCCCAGCUGAUGUCCCACCGCAGAGUCCAUACUGGGGAGAAGCCCUACGAGUGCAUUAUCUGCCAGAAGAGCUUCCGUUCCAACUACGACCUAGUCAACCAUCAGAGGAGCCACACCGGAGAGAAACCUUACAUAUGCUCUGACUGCGGGAAGAGCUUCACACGCAGCUCCCACCUCAUUUCCCACCAGAGGGUCCACACCGGCGAAAGACCCUACCCUUGUGGGAUCUGCGGGAAGCGUUUCCGGGACUGCUCCCAUCUCAUCCGGCACCAGAGGGUCCACACGGGUGAGAAACCGUACGAGUGCUCCAUUUGUGGGAAGAGCUUCCGGGUCAAUUACGACUUAGUCACCCACCAGAGGAACCACACAGGAGAAAAACCUUACGAAUGCCCCGAUUGCGGGAAAGGCUUCAAGCGGAGUUCGCACCUCAUCUGCCACCAGAGAGUCCAUACUGGAGAAAGGCCGUAUCCCUGCGGCAUCUGCGGGAAAAGCUUCAGCUACAGCUCGGACCUCAUUAAGCACCAGAGAAUCCACACGGGGGAGAAACCUUAUGAAUGUCACAUCUGCGGGAAGAGCUUUCGGAUCAACGCAGACCUGGUCACUCACCAGAGGAUUCACACCGGAGAGAAACCUUACACCUGCUCGGAUUGUGGGAAAUGUUUUGCCCGGAGCUCACGCCUGGUGUCCCACCAGAGAGUCCAUGUGAAGGAUGGGACCUUGGGAACGUCUCUUUCCGAAACUGAGUUAACCCAGCCGGGAGCAGCUACCGUGUCCCCAGCUCCUGAGCACCCUUGGGCCAAUGAGGAGAAGUUGGUCCCAAGUGAGCCUCUGGCUCUGACCAGCCUGGGAACUUCUACUCAGUUUGCCCUUGGUGAUGCUCCUCAGGCUGGCCGUGUGAGUGAAAUAAAGACAGAGUGCAGGAGCUGAGAGGCAAGGAAACUAGAAGGGGAAACAUUUUCUUUCCAAUAACAAAGUGGUGUACAGAAUCCGGGGUCCCUUGCCCGUUUUAAUUAGCCUUCAUGGAAAGUUUGUUUGGUCAAACAAGAUACAGUCCAUGGCUUCUCUCCCUCUCCCUCCCUCCAGUGUGCAUAUUGAAGGAUGAAUGGGUUGACCCAAGGAAGAAUGAAGUGUUUGCACCCGCAGCAUGGUCUCUCCAGCCAUAUUUAAACUAAAAGCCAUUUUGACAUGGGCUGGCUUGGCUUCCCCAAAGAAAUUCUUGGAAAUACAGCUUGUUGAGAAUUCUUGAUUAAAAAAAUGUAGAGGUGUGAGAGGAAGUAUAUAAAAACGGAUGUAAUGUUGGAACCCGUCCAAAAUAUAUAUUUAUUGAUGCAAGCUAAAAAAAACAAGCAAAAACGGCACUGCUGUGUAUGGGUUGCCUUGAAAUGACAAAUGGAGCAAAAAAAUAUAUAACCAAAAUUAGUGUUUAUUGUAGGAAAGUGUUUCCUUUAAAAUAAUGCAAAGUAAUAAUCUCUCAUCCAUCAUGGUGGUUUUUAAAGAAAUGCAUACAACCCUAGGGUUUAUUUGCUCUGUUCCUCAGUGCAAAGCCAUGACUUUUUAAGAAUAUACUGAACACUCAACAUUUCUUUUAAAUACAGUCUCCUGCUUUUACGGAAACAUUCUGUGGUUUAUUAUCUUCUAACAAUUUAUCUCCUAUGCUUGUGUAUGCGUAUUUUUUAAUAAAAACAUUGUUGCUAUAAUAAAAAUGCUUUAGUUGGGUAGAAUAAAGCUUUAAGUCAUUUUAUAACAUGAUUUAACUUAAUUUAUAAGCCAUGAUCUUUUUGAUCGACUACUCAUACAAAGAGGGAUGCCCGUUGGAUGCAAGGGCAGUUUUGCUUAUUAUUUCUCCCUCCCAUUUCUCAUGAAGAAGCUGUACAGGCCCUCCACUGUAGCCUUUCAACUAGGCAUGUCCCUGUUUCUGUCAAGGGGCACAAUUGUGGUGGAUUUUCUGCAGGAGUUGCAGUAAAGGUGUCUCUCCAUUAGGUCUUAUCUCAUGGUGCAUUUAAAUAAAACUUGAGGAAUUUCAAUCCAGCUCUCUAAAGCAUAAACCAAGUAUGAUGCGAAGGGUUGUUGUGUCCAUAUGUGUGAAAUGUUUAUGCUCUUCCCUGGACAUUCACCACUGAUUUCUUCUUUUUUAUUGUACUCCUUCUAUUCAUUAAUCUUCUUGGUUUGUUUGUUUGCCUGAAAUCUCAAAACGUUCACUCACCAGUCUUCCUGAAGGGAAGAUAGGGUGCUGGUAACAGAUUUAGUCAACUUUGGGUGCAGCCAUAUCUGGGCUUGAUUGUGAGUAGAUGUGCUUGGGACUGUACUUAUAUUUUUAUAGCAGCUAACAAAUUGAUUGUGAGAACUGUCAGUAGUUGCAGCCGUAAGUCCCAUCCCAUAGCCGUAGGCCAUGAAGAAAUUACAAGCAAGGCUGAUGUAUUCAGCAUUUUAGUAAUGCCUACCAGUUUUUUUUUUAAGUCGGAGAAAGAGGCUCUAAACAAUGUCCAUAUCUAUAGUGCCUAGAUUCACACAUCUCUCCCUCAACUGCAAUUUUAUUUAUUGAUCAAGCCAUAGCACACUAGGUUCACACAUUGUCCAGUCUUAAACUGUGGUUGAGAAACCACCGCAACAAUAAUAGAUGGUUUCACACAACUUACUAAAACAAUAUCAUCUGCAUUACCGGUUAAAUAAAAACCCAGUGAGUCAGAAUUCUUCCUUGUUGCACAAAAUCCCCAAUAUCUUAGCUAAUGGUUUUUGUGGUCUUGCUUUUAGAGAUAGUCUUCAAUUUACAACCUUAAUCUGAGCCUUGAAUUUCUGUUGUAUAUCAUGACAAUUAUAAGUUGAGGCAACCAUGUGGCUGACAUGAUUUUAGAACAUUUUUUUACGGCAGUCAUUAA
Notechis scutatus (mainland tiger snake) is the source of this 3215-nucleotide messenger RNA. RefSeq lists its product as uncharacterized. Gene Ontology annotation, biological process: regulation of DNA-templated transcription. The record is from RefSeq and is a predicted model, not a curated record. NCBI's taxonomy places the organism in Eukaryota, Metazoa, Chordata, Lepidosauria, Squamata, Elapidae. Gene Ontology annotation, molecular function: RNA polymerase II cis-regulatory region sequence-specific DNA binding; DNA-binding transcription factor activity, RNA polymerase II-specific.